Paramecium primaurelia is the source of this 878-nucleotide messenger RNA. The record is from the annotation of a GenBank genome assembly. Lineage: Eukaryota; Ciliophora; Oligohymenophorea; Peniculida; Parameciidae.
AUGGCUUAACAAUCAGUUGAUUUGAAGUCAAAAGUUGAUGAAUCAAUAAAAGGAGAUGAAACAAAUGAACCUUAAUAAGAAAAGGAUUCUAAUUAAGAUUAAGAUAAUAAAUAAGAGAAUAAAGAGACAGAAAAAAAUGAAAAUAAAAAUGGAGGAGGAUAAUUAGAAUCUUUAUUUAAAAAUAAUGGAACCAAUUUAUUUACUAAUUUAGCAAUGACAGUUAAUUCAAGUGGAGGUUUAUUUGGUUCAACAAAACCAAGUUCAGGAUUAUUUGCAAAUUUAAAUCAAUAAGAGCCAAUUAAUAAUGGGAUUGAUUUAACAAAACCUGGUCCUUCUUUAUUUGGUAUAGAUUAUAAAAUUCCAAAAUCAGAUGAAAGUGAUGGUGGAGAAGAUGCAGGUAUUUUUAUUUAAAAUAAAAAUUUAGGAGGUGAAGAUGAAUAAAAACCAGAAGAUGAAGAACCAAAAUAAAUUGAAAUGAAAUAUGAUUAUUCUACAUAAACAGAGUAAUUACUUAUUGUUGAGAUUGAAAAAUUUAGAAAAAAUGCUAAUGAUGUUCUAGAAAAAGGUACUAUAGCUUUAGAAAAAUCAAAAGAGAAGGAUACAUUUUACUUUAUUUAUAGGUAUUCAUAAAGAUUAUUAUAAACAGGAAUUAAAUUUAAUAAAUAUUGUAUACAGGACAAUUAUUUAAAGGAAUUUCAGAUGUUAAACCAUUAGGAUCUAAAUAAGAAAAUAUAAUAAUAAGGGCAAUUAGUAGAAAAUAGAAAACUGAAUCAUAAGAAGAUAAAGAUUCUAUUUAAAUCGACACUCUUAAAGUCAUGUUUAAAGAUAAAGAGAAAGUAGAUUUAUUUAAGGAUAAAAUGUAAAAUAUGUUUAAUUGA